ACAGGCGAUCAUGUGAUGUUAGUUCGGCCCGAUUUUCCGGAUUUACAGCUUAUCCGCCUCCUUCCGCUAUGUACAAUUCUGCCGCCAGCCAGUACUAGUGACCAAUGCCUGAGAUAUCGCCGAAAAGUCUUUAAUAUCUGCGAUAUGAUGAUUACCCAACUGCUGCUGGCAAUGCUCUCAUGGUAGAUUGGAAAAAAGUCCAUGGAAAGAAGGAUAGGUCCGGCGCACCUUCUGAUAUAGCGAGUAUGGUUUCGUAUCUAGCUUCCAAAGAAGCUCGUUUUACUGUGACAGAUGUCAGGUUCAUG
This is a messenger RNA of Guyanagaster necrorhizus, 305 nucleotides long. RefSeq lists its product as uncharacterized. The record is from RefSeq and is a predicted model, not a curated record. Bases 16 to 186 code for a protein of 56 amino acids. The transcript is spliced from 3 exons. NCBI's taxonomy places the organism in Eukaryota, Fungi, Basidiomycota, Agaricomycetes, Agaricales, Physalacriaceae.